GGUCAAGUGGGAGUGCCAUCUUGGCGAUGACAGUGCCAACCCACAUUCCGAUAGGGCCAGCCCACAUUCCGACAGUGCCAACCCACAUUCCGACAGUGCCAGCCCACAUUCCGACAGUGCCAGCCCACAUUCCGACAGUGCCAGCCCACAUUCCGAUAGGGCCAGCCCACAUUCCGACAGUGCCAACCCACAUUCCGACAGUGCCAGCCCACAUUCCGACAGUGCCAGUCCACAUUCCGACAGUGCCAGCCCACAUUCCGACAGUGCCAGCCCACAUUCCGACAGUGCCAGCCCACAUUCCGAUAGGGCCAGCCCACAUUCCGACAGUGCCAACCCACAUUCCGAUAGGGCCAGCCCACAUUCCGACAGUGCCAGCCCACAUUCCGACAGUGCCAGCCCACAUUCCGACAGUGCCAGCCCACAUUCCGACAGUGCCAGCCCACAUUCCGACAGUGCCAGCCCACAUUCCGAUAGGGCCAGCCCACAUUCCGACAGUGCCAACCCACAUUCCGACAGUGCCAGCCCACAUUCCGACAGUGCCAGUCCACAUUCCGACAGUGCCAGUCCACAUUCCGACAGUGCCAGCCCACAUUCCGACAGUGCCAGCCCACAUUCCGACAGUGCCAGUCCACAUUCCGACAGUGCCAUCCCACAUUCCGACAGUUCCAGCCCACAUUCCGACAGUGCCAGCCCACAUUCCGACAGUGCCAGCCCACAUUCCGACAGUGCCAGCCCACAUUCCGACAGUGCCAACCCACAUACCGAUGACAGUGCCAAACCGUGCUAUGACAGCGCCUCAUCCAUGAACACAGGAUCACAGUGA
Molecule: messenger RNA, 823 nt
Organism: Procambarus clarkii (red swamp crayfish)
Lineage: Eukaryota; Metazoa; Arthropoda; Malacostraca; Decapoda; Cambaridae
Source: RefSeq, a predicted model, not a curated record